Molecule: messenger RNA, 885 nt
Organism: Myxocyprinus asiaticus (Chinese sucker)
Lineage: Eukaryota; Metazoa; Chordata; Actinopteri; Cypriniformes; Catostomidae
Product: cystatin-B-like
Exons: 3
Coding region: 111-413 (100 amino acids)
Cellular component (GO): cytosol
Molecular function (GO): cysteine-type endopeptidase inhibitor activity
Source: RefSeq, a predicted model, not a curated record
GGUAUGUCCCAAUGACAUGUGAUUACCAGCAAACAACCUUCCCAGUCAGAGUGGAACUAGUUCAGAAACAGUAUUUUUGUGGUUGAUUGAGCUAAUCUUUUGUAUUUGAAAUGUCUAGAAUUUGUGGCGGAACUUCCGAGGCAAAAGAUGCCAAUGAAAAGGUGCAGAAAAUAUGCGAUGAGUUGAAGUCCCAUGCAGAGGAUAAAGCUGGACGGAAGUUUGACGUUUUCAUCGCCAAAUCAUAUAAAACACAAGUUGUUCAAGGAACAAAUUUCUUUAUCAAGGUGCAUGUAGGUGGGGAUGACUUUAUUCAUCUGCGUGUUUUUAAUAGCCUGCCCUGUUAUGGAGACAAACUAGAGCUGCACAGCCUGCAGACAUCCAAAGCACACCAUGAUGAGAUUGAAUACUUCUGAGUAAAACCUCCAGAAAGAGCCUAAAUCAAAUCAGCAUCCAUAAUACUCAUGAAACCAAUUGUAAUCAUCAGUAGGGGGCAGUGACGAUGUUUUUUCAAAAUGCCUAAAUGUUUAUACUGUUAACAAUCCUGAGAAAAACUCAUGUAUUACAUGUGAUGGCCUUAAGAAUAAUGAACACAUGCAUUUGUUUACUAGUGGGAUCAUUAGUAAAACAUGACCUGCAAUGAAACUGUUUGUGAGUUAAGCAAUCCUUUCUGAAUGUGUAUCCAUUGUGUAUUUGGCAUAGCCAUGUGACAACUGUUCGUUUGUCCAUAAACUAAAAACAUCAGCUCACACCAAGUUAACCUGCUAGAUAACCAUGGUGACAGAUUGUUUUUUACAUCAGAAUUUUACCCUAUUCCCUGAUUUUAUAUAAAUGUAUACUUAACUGCUUGUACUAUAAACAAUAUUUACAUAAAAUGCAUGGAUGAAA